ACUGCCUCAUCAAAAUUUCUCAAUUUGUUUAGCACAAUAUAUUAGAUUUUUUUGCAAAAUACAGAACAAAAAUGAAAAUGUUCCACCGCUCAAAAUCUUCGAGGAGUAGAACUCCUCCAACCUCAAGCUGCAGCGACUCGCAAAGUCGAGUGAUGCAGCCGCAAUUAGUUUCAAUCAUGGGAUCGCUGGUACUGGGAGCGUCUUUUUACUUGGCUGUUCAUCCUGUCCAAGCUUUACGUUUGACCAAAAAAGUGAAGUCUCCGGCGACCGAGUUUUUCGAUAUAGCGACACCAAAAGCGAAAGAUAGAAAGAAGGUAGAUUUUUGUUCAGCUGCAGCAGCCGGAGUUGAACUUGAAGAAGAGGCUGAAGCUGAAGACCCUUGGACGAGUUCGAAUCGAAAGUCGAAGAACAAGGCAGCAACAAGUCCCACUUGGUGGGCAUCCGGUGGUGUGCCAAUGAGCGCACUCCUGUCUGAAGUUGACCAGUAUCAGACAGAACAGCAACAAGCAGGAUCCACAGCAUCUGUUAACGGAGGUGCAGUAAGAAAAGGUAAACACCAGCAUAGGAAAGGAAGGGGCUCGCGAUCAACGAAUAUCAAGAAUAUCCAUAGGCAUGCGGCGCCACAAGGCGAGCAACAACGUGGUGAACCGACGCCUCCGUUGGCUGUGAUCCGAUCGCUCCUCUUUCCUGGUGGAUCUGGAUCUGGGAGCUCUAGUGGGGUUUUACUUCCCGCUGGUAGUUCAGGCAGUUCUAUUGGACCUCCUCCUUUACGAGGCAGCGGUACACCCUCACCCACUACUGCCGUAGUUAGGAAUGUAGUUGAAAACCUGGAGCUUGAUGACCAAGAAAGUGCUCCCCCAGAUGAAAGGCGUGUGCGACAUAAACGUGGUAGAGCUAGUGGACGUCAAAAACAAAAGAAAGACAAACGACGAGGAGGAACUACAUCUACAGGGAAUGGUGUUUGUGGUGCAGAUGAAUCUUCUAGCAGUGCUGUUGGUGGCACCAGAGUUUUUCUAGUGGAAGACCUGGAGCGUCAGCUUCAGAAGUCAUGCGUUGUGACCACUAAAGCGAAGGCCGAGAACGAGAAGGCUCAGCAAAAGCCUGAUGACCCAGCGUUUCAAAUUGACAGGCAGGAACAUAGUUUUUUUGCGGCUUCUCCACCUUCUGCUGGUGACGAUCACUCAGUGGGCAGAUUUUGGAUAAUGAACGGAGCUACUGCAGCGCACCCGGCAUUGCCUUACAACUACGAAGGACAUCAAUUUGACGAAGGUUCUUUUCCACUGGUGCCGGGACAAUUACAAGAGCCAUUGUUAAGGAUGAAAACAAUUCAUUUUCCAGUUGUCUGCGACUGCAUCAACAUCUAGUGAGAAGUCUAUUCAAUAAGUACAGCUUGAUGUAUCAAUUUUAUGCAAGUGCACUUUUCAUCAAAUAGUACUAGAUAUUAAUUGAUGUGAAGAAGAUGACUUUGACUCAGCAUAAUUUACGUCGUUCUAAGAAUACUUCCGCAACAAGAGGCGCCCCCAGUACAACAAACAGGAGCAGAAGCAGAACUACUACUACAUCAGCGGCAUGAUCCUGUAGCCAGCAACCUGGAACGAGUCGAAGUUUUCAACAACUCUGCCGGUCAAGAUGUUGAUGAUCCGGCUGUUGCCUUCUUUCAGUUGAUCAUGCAACAACGGGGCACCAGCGACAAGCCAGCUGCUGGUAUCAAUUUUGACGAUGCUAAGCAGAUGGAGACUGAGCACUUACCACAGAACGGACUUUUGUUGUUAAGGGAUCAAAUUUUCAGUAUUAAGUGUCGUGCAAGUAUGUUGUAAACUUGAAUAUUGAUAUUUUGUCAGGAGUAUUGAUAUUUUUUUGUCUAAUGCCACGUUUUGCUUGCAGCCUGGAACCUAUCGUGGCCGCGCAAGUGCAACAUCCAGCACAUCAAGAUGCACAACUAGCUCAGCAACAAGAACAACUUGCCGCGGCAUCAGCUAAAAAGAUGAGAAUACCGAUUGAGCUCUGUCCAAUACUCAAUAGUACUAAUGCUUCAUCACGAACAGCAGCAGCAGCACAACAUUGUGCCACGCCGAACAUGAUGGCAGCUGCAUCCGAUCAACAUCUUCAUCUACAGCAAGAAGUACAAGAGCAGAUGAUGGAAGAAGUACAGCGUCAACAACAACUUUUGCAACUUCAACAAAGCUACCAUGCUGCUCAGCAAGCUGGUACCACUGCUGUUCAGUCCACCUCUUAAGGCUUCCCGUAAUUCAUCUUAAGGAGCAUUUUUGACUUUGCCACGGUUUCAAGGGGAAAACGCGUCAAAGAUGACUUUGAAGAUGAAUUUGGUGAAGCUCUAAUCCUCACACCAGUAUCCUUUUCCUAUCCCAGCUAAGCAAGUCGUGGUCGGUUAUCGUCUCGAAGUCUUUGGGCUAGCUGCACAUAACCGCGACGCCGUCAUGGCUGCAGUGCGACAGAACGGCAUGGCUUUGGCUUUUGCUGCUCCCAAUCUACGCGACAGCUCGGACAUUGUGCGCGUGGCUGUUGCGCAAAAUCCGAUGAGUCUAAAGUUUGCUUCUGCACCACGAAGAGCCGAUAUGGAGAUUCUGCUUCCUGCAAUACAGCGCUGCCCAGACGUUCUAGAGUUCGUGCAUUGGGCUGGAUUGCUAACAGAAGUCUCUUUUUUCCUUGUACAGAAAGCUGUAGCGAUCAACGGCAUGGCGUUGAGGUUUGCGCCUCCAGAAUGCAGGAUCAGUCAGAAAAUUUCUGAUCUAGCAGUUGCGCAAAAUCCGGAGGCGAUUCGGUACUUUUGGUUUUUUAUUGUGAUUAGUGACUCACACUCAGGGAAAUAUGGUGAUAAUUAUUCCCUAUACAAAAAUAUGAUUCUUGCUUUUCGUGGUGGUCUCUGUCUGUCCUCUGUGCAGGAGCAUUCCACUUCUACAACGGCCAUGAUCAAUGCCAGGUAUGUUGCCAAGCCCCACCAUGUUGCUCCACCCGAGGAGGUAAGCAGUUUCACGCAUCCACCACUAGAAUCGUCUAUUCAGCAGCCCUUGCCGCCAUCUUUGGCUUUGCCCUCGUCCGCCGUGCCUGUGCUGAGCGGAGUACUGGAAUCAGAAACACCAGAUGCUCCUUAUGUGGAAUCAAAAAGAUCAGUAGAUGUUCCCUAUCCACCUCCAGGCGAAAACGAAGACCUUCCUAAGCGCAGCAUCUUCGAACUAGACGACGCAUUCAACGAUUCAUCUCUUAUACCUGUGGUCAGGCCUAGUGUAGAUGCGAACGCAUCUCCCAUGUAUGUGCGACUGCCGAAAGAUCAGGAGGACACACUCAUGCUCAAUGCGUCAAUGCUCCUGGAGCGUGGAGCUUCAUCUUUUGUCGGCCACAAAGGAAAUGGUACAACAAUUGGUGGCGGACAACUACAGGUAGGUGAAACAGAAUCACGCACUGGAAUAUACGCCUACGAUCACUCAGGCUGUCCUUUGCUGCCACCUCCGCCUCCGGCAGAGCCUCCGAAUCUAGGCCAUCUAGAAAAAGACUUGGAAAAAAGUACCGGGUGUUUUCAGGAGCCGCCAAGUUUUUCGACUAGUAGUCAGCAGGGUGCUUUCAUUCCACGACAAGUAGUAGAUGAAAAAAGCAACGCGUCCGACAGCACUCUAGCAAGAGGUGCAGCGCAUAUUACUGUUAAACUCGCUAGACAAGUUCGAGUUCGUGAAGUGGAACAAGACUUACUAGAUACAACUCAAACUACUAAAGCCGAUGAUGAGUAUACUGCCUCUGCCCGUGCUGAAAAAGAUGUAGAAAUGGAAGACCAACCACGACAAUCUGGAAACGAAGAAGAAAUUGAAAUGGAAUAUGAUCAUAAAGUACGAGAACAGCACGAAGAUCCAUCUGAGAAUACUUCUGGAAGCGGACUGAACCCGCACUCAAAAGCAUUUAUUCCUUUUGCACUCGUCCAGCAUAGACAAAAUGAAGAUAGUACAGCAACGCUAGCGAACACACUCGGAGGUGCUGGAACUGGGGAUGCACGGGGAGUGGAAGAAUCAUCAUUAUUAUGGCGCAGGUUCUACUCUUCUGUGGACCUUGAUGUCACAUCGAUUCAUCCUCCCGAUAUCCCGGUAGGAAGCUUAUCAGGGAUGCACAGAUGAAUAGAAAAGAUGACUGUUCAUGAAAAUCAGUCGGCAUUUCAACUGAGCAAAAAUUUGAUCUUCUUCAUUCCUACACCUACAGGAAGGAAAAAGACCUCAACUACUUCUAACAUUCGGCCGCUAUCUUGCGGGCUUAACAUCGCGCUGCGCAAGUCCAUGGUUAGAGAACGGAUAUCAAGACUACAACAGCGAAAUUCCAUCGGCUGCAUUAGUGGCCGGCCCCCCUAGUAAUCCAGGCACGACUGUUUUAGGGACUGUCCCAACGCAAUCACUGCCAAAAUCAUCACCUUCGACUUCAGGCUCGACAGGGCAUCUACCUCAUAGUUCUUCAGUAGAAGGAGGAGGAGGAGGAGGACAACCCCAAGAAGGAGAACAAGUAGAAGCUCAAGCUGAACAAGAUGUAGAUGAAUACCAGCUACAACAGGUACAGGAACUUGAUGCGGAAGGGAGAACACCUCCAUCUACAAGCGGUCGAGUAGAACAAGAACAUCAUCCUGCUACUAGAGAAUCAGCAUCAUCCCCACCAUCCAAACCGUUCUUAGCAACUUCAAUUGCAUUAACGAGAUCCCCUCUGUCUCUAGGUCCUCGCGGGUCAACUGGUGGUACAAUUUUACUGGACAACGCUGGAUCUGGUUACAGCCCUCUUUUGGUGUAUGACCCAGAAAGUGGCGUACUUGAAGAAGACCCGACGCGGCUUGCAUCCCCUACAAUGCAUGGUGGGCGUCGUGGCCUUCCUCUUGUCACUCUUUUACCUCCAGGACGGUGGAGUGGGCAAGGUGGUUUGCGUUCUUCACACCCGAUUGCGCCUGCACCUUCCUCUAGCGGUAUGGGCGCAAGUGCCGCUUCUACUAUGGGAGCGUCUACGUUACCAGAAACAAGUGGAGUGAAAGCACAAACGGCGAGCACGACGUCGCGACCAGUGGCGGAAGAAGAGCAUGAAGUAGAUUUACUUGUUCCAAAUGGUAGAGAUAACCGUAAUCGAAGAGCAUCAAGCGACGAUGAAGCUAUAGAGCUAGCGAACUAUCUCCCCGAUGUUGAUCAGACACGACGUAUUGAUCUUCCUUGUGAGGAUGUACAACAAGAUGAACUGGAAGAAGAGGAUGUUGGCGAUUUUGGAUUUGCUGGUGAGCAUAGGGCUAAUGCAGACAACCUCUUAACUCGACAAGAUGUUGAAAAGAAUAUCACAACUGUAGCAGGAGGAACAGAUCAUGUUGACACACUGAUAAAUGAUGACCACAAGGACAGUGCCCUGGAUGAACCAUCUUUAGUAGCUGAUUCGUCGAACUCGUCUCCGCCUGUAGUUCUGGAAGAUCAUGAGCGCAAACGACUUGCGGAACCUCAAGCAGUACGAGCUUCUGACCUUUUUAGUCCGAGCAGCAGAACUAUAGUCGAUGAGUUGAACUCUGAGGCAGGCGCGGAAGAUGGGUGCAAUUUUGGGUCCAGUCCGUCAAGAAGUCCUCCAUUUAUUGAAGAAGAAGGACCUGCAAGAGAAACAUUCAUUGGUUUAAAGGGGAGCUUAGAAGCGGUUACUGGUGUUGGUGAUCCUGAUGUGGUAAGUAAAACUGCGGUAGUUGGUGUAGAUGAUGAAGAACCGCUAUCAGCAGAAAGAUUUCCCAUCAUCAACAUGAAAGACAACAUGAUUGCUACAGCGUACAGCCACAAGAAAGUAGUUGAACUUUCUUGUCCUUCCUUGUCAGACAAAAAACGUGAAUGGCGCGAACAAGAGGUGCGAGUGGAGGCAGAGGCUUCGAAGGCGAGCAGCGGACGAGGUGCGUCAUCUUCAAGUAAAGGUCAUAACAAGUCAUCUCCAGAAGCUGAACAAGAAGACGCAGAAUAUGGCUCACAGGAUAAAGCCACAAAAAUUCUGCAAGCGCUCCUCGGGGCUGGAAGUGAAAUAGAAGAAGAGGUGGGCGGUCGCGAAUAAGUAACCCUAGAAAAUCGACUUGUCAGGACGUUCACACCGUUUAUACCUGACGAAACGAUCGGCAUCCCCUUUUUCAUGCUUGUAUCCUAUUCCCAAUUCUAAACAUAUUCGAUGAAGGUGGAGAAGUACUAGAACUAGCUUUUUUUAGAAGAACACGAAGGUCUACUUUAAUCUUUGAGAUGACAAAAAGUCAUCUCACGUAUCACACUCGUGGGUUGAUAUUUUAUACAGGAUUUAAUUACGUCCAAGUCAAAGACCGAGUCCGUCGCUCUCGUUGACGCUGUCCUUAUAACACAUACGAUGAACAAGAGGAUGAGUCAAAAGUGAACACAGCUGCAACAAGAUGUUGUUGUUACAAUUACCUAGGAUUCAACUUGCAUGCUUUUUUUUACGAUGAUGAUUCAGUUUCAGGAGGAAAGAGUCUCUUCCAUUUUUAUCGCAACAACAUCAUAUUGAUAUUUGAUGCGUCUUUUUUUGUAUUUAUUGAUGAGACUCUCUCUUGCUUCUACUUCGCUAUUGCAACUCAAUUCCUCGUUCAGCAACUUUUCACGUUGAGCUCCUUGGCUGCAUAGACCCAG
Messenger RNA from Amoebophrya sp. A25, 6623 nucleotides. Lineage: Eukaryota; Dinophyceae; Syndiniales; Amoebophryaceae. The record is from the annotation of a GenBank genome assembly.